This is a messenger RNA of Apodemus sylvaticus (European woodmouse), 1398 nucleotides long. RefSeq names its product keratin 26 (gene Krt26). Gene Ontology annotation, molecular function: structural molecule activity. The coding region runs from base 1 to 1398 and encodes 465 amino acids. NCBI's taxonomy places the organism in Eukaryota, Metazoa, Chordata, Mammalia, Rodentia, Muridae. The record is from RefSeq and is a predicted model, not a curated record. The transcript has 9 exons.
AUGUCUUUUCGAUUUUCUGGGGGAUCCAGGGUCUGUUCUCGAGCUGGGUCCGUCAGGCUGUCCAGGGGCGGGGCAGGUUUUGUGGCCGGGAAUGUGUGUGUUGUGCCUGGAGCGGAGAGCAGCUUUUCCUGCACCCUUGGAGGCAUCUCUUCUGGAGGAAGCUUUGGCAGUGAGGGGUCAGGUAGGGGAAAUAGCGUCAGCUUCCUUAACAAUGAGCCAGGACUCUUCUCUGGGAAUGAGAAGGUGGCCAUGCAGAACCUCAAUGACCGCCUGGCAUUGUACCUGAAUCACGUGAGUGCCCUGGAGGAGGCCAACACUGACCUGGAGAAGAAGAUUGAGGGCUGGUAUGAGAGGUGUGGGCCUGGCCGUGGCCGAAGACUUGACCACGACUGCAGCCGCUAUUUCUCAGUCAUUGAGGAUUUGAAACGACAGAUCCUGUCUAUGACCACCUGCAAUGCCAACCUCGUCCUUCAAAAUGACAAUGCCAGACUCACAGCUGAUGACUUCAAGAUGAAGUAUGAAAAUGAGCUGGCUCUGCACCAGAGUGUUGAGGCUGACACCAACGGUCUUCGCAGAGUGUUGGACGAGCUGACGCUGUCUACGACCGACCUGGAUAUACAGCGCGAGGCUCUGAGUGAGGAGCUGACGUACCUCCAAAAGAACCACGAGGAGGAAAUGGGAGUUCUGCAAAAUGCAUCAGGGGGGAACAUCAAUGUGGAGAUGAACGCUGCCCCCGGCGUGGAUCUAACCGCCAUGUUGAACAACAUGAGGGCCGAAUAUGAAGAUUUAGCUGAGCAGAACCGGAAAGAUGCAGAGGCCAGCUUUAAAGAGAAGAGUGCAUCGCUGCAGCAGCAGAUUUCAGAUGACGCAGGAGCGGCCACGGCGGCCAGAAACGAGCUGAUGGAACUGAAACGCAAUCUGCAGACUCUGGAGAUAGAACUUCAAUCCAUCACAGCCAUGAAACAAUCCUACGAAAACUCAUUGGCUGAGACCGAAGGGAAUUACUAUGCUCAGCUCCAGAGAAUUCAGGAGCAGAUUGGAGCGAGGGAGGAGCAGCUGCAGCAGAUCCGAACGGAGACUGAAGGCCAGAAGCUGGAGCACGAGCAGCUGCUCGGCAUCAAAACCUACCUGGAGAAGGAGAUUGACACAUACUGCAGCUUACUAGAUGGAGAGCACCAAAGAAGUGAACACACAAGUUACAAACCAAAGGACGGCAAGCCUGCAAACGAAUUCAAUGAGAGUCCUGACUCUUCAGAAGAAGCAUUUGUCAGAACAGUGGCUGAAGAGCUAGAUCAGCUCGGCAACGUCCUUUCACUGAGAGUGCACUCCGUAGAAGAGAAAUCCUCUAAGAUCAGCAAUAUCACCAUGGAGCAGCGGGUGCCUUCCAAAGCCCCAUGA